GUAUUAGUUAUAUUUAACCUUAAGCUACCUAAUGAGCCACCUUGUAUACGCAUUACUUCAAGUCAGACCAUAACCAGACAGCGAGUUAGCUUCAAUGCGAAAUUCAUAAACGUCAACACCAACACCAAAGCCAACAGAAAUGAAAAUAACACCAGCGCAAAAACAAAACAACAAGCAACAAAGCAAUAACAACAUUAUCGCAUAUUCAUCUACAAUCAGCAAAUCGGUGAGAAAAAAAGUUCGCACUGUGUGCGCAUACAGUGCCGCGAACGCCGAAUCUCCACUACGAAAAUCAGUUGACGAACUUCAAUCGUAACGGUGAGUUCCAUUGCUGCGAAUACCGUCCAGCGCCGUCGUUGGAAAAGUUGCGCGUGCGGUUUAACUGUGAGCGCGAGUGAGAAGGAAACAAAUCGGAAACCAAUUGGUGUAUGAAAUAUUUAUUAUUUUUAAGUGAUAACAUAAGCUAACAACUAAAUUGCAAAUAUUCGAAAAUAUCAAGCCGAAAAUCGAAACACCAGGAGUAAAACCAGCUGCGCGCGUGUGUGUGCCAAAGUUAAUAAAAUUAAUGUGUGAAUAUAUAUUUCUAUAUACAUACAUACAUAUUUGUGUGUAGUACAUAAGCGCACCUGUGUGAACGGCAUACCAAUACAAGCGCAUACAUUUGUAUAUUUUUUUACCUUGACGUCACGGCUCUUUUUAUAACCAGCCAGCAGUCGCCAACGUAACGAUUGUGUAUUGGCCGUGCUCCCGCUCAACCGAAGCGCUAAACAUAUCUUAGAUACGUCUAGAUAAUAACGCGACAACCCGGGCUCCCAACGCGUGGCGGAGAGUGUACGCGGCGUUGAUACCAACAACAUAACACAGAGGCACAGUUAACAAAAGUCGCUGGCAAAAAACUAAAGCAGUACAAAAACAACAAAAAACGGCUCACAGCUACAGCGCGGAAUUGUGCGAAUACAACCGUGUUUGCGUGUGCGUAACAAAAGCAAUUACAAGCACACAUAAGCAUAAAUAUAAUUUAUACAUAUUUAUAUCUUUGUAUGUCUGUGUGUGUUUCGUAAAAAGAAUGCUCGCUUAAAAAUAAAGCAAUUUAGUUACAAACGAAAUAUUUACAACAACUAUAUGUACGUUGAAAAAAAAAUUAAAAAAUAAAUAGCCAAAGAAAUAAAAUUAAAUUUAGCGUACGCAAUCAGCAACAACAACAACAAAAUUUCGAAAGUGUACACAAGCAAAAAGUACAAAUAUUUUUAAGCCGAAACAUGCAUAUGUUUGUAUAUAUGUACAUAUGUAUGUACGUACGUACAUAAGCAUCGCAAGCACACAUGUACAUAAGUCGCGCUUAGCUCGGCUGUUCCAGUCAAAAAAUCAAUUUUGAUUUGCUCACAUUUAUCGCCGCAGUGAACCCCAAAUGCUACAAAUCUGUGCUUAAAAUUACGAAAUAAAAAAACAAAAACAUAUCAAUUGUAGAACGCAAAAAAUUGUUCACAAAAAAAUAUUGACGCCACAAAAAUACCUCAUUAUCAUAAAUUCAACAUUUUUCUUGCACACAAAUGAAUGCACGAUAGUGCGCUUAUUUAAUAAAUACACACAUACAAACAAGGCUGAGACCAGACACAGCUGCGCUGAAACCCACGACUGAGCAAAAAAAACAAAAAAAUAAAAUAAAACCCAAACUGAAACUGAAAUUGAAAUUGAAAUAAUCUCUCACAUACGUUUGCAAAAACGAAAUAACAUAAGUAAAAAACAACAACUACAAAGCAAAAAUUGCAACAGAAAAAAUAUUAAAAAUAAAAGCUAAAUCAAGAACAACAACAACAAACAGCUUGAAAUCACCCACUGCAAUAACGGAAGAGACGCGAACAACGUGAGCGUGUGCUGAAAAUGGUAUUCUACAUAUCGGUAUUUGGCAAAAAUGUCGACCCACCCGACAAGCCGACGGUCAACGAAAAGAGCAUGGCCUGCAUUCAAGAUGGACUGGAACAUAUGAGAAUAGGUGCCGCUAACCUUUCCUACACAACAGACAUCGACUUUCAUCGCCCACAACCAGAAAAUAACGGCACAGACAGUUCGGAUAAUACCUGCCAACAUCGAUGGACGCCCACAAAUGGUUACCAUGAUAAGGGUAUUGGAGUGAUGACAAGCCUUCUGGGUUGUAUGAAACCGAUACUCUCCUUUAUGACCAAGACUGGCGUUAUCGAGAUCAAGGACCCGAAAGAUUACGCUUGGGAAAUACCGUUUGAAUGCAUAACGGGGUUGGAGUGGCUCGGCAGCGGCGCGCAAGGUGCCGUCUUCAGUGGAAAGUUAAACAACGAAAUUGUUGCUGUGAAGAAGGUAAAAGAACUGAAAGAAACAGAUAUUAAGCAUUUAAGAAAGUUGGAUCAUCAAAAUAUUAUUAAGUUCAAAGGUGUUUGCACACAGCCGCCUGUAUUUUGUAUAAUCAUGGAAUUUUGUCCCUAUGGUCCACUACAAAAUAUACUGAAGGAUCAGCGGAAUAAGAAAGUGAUGCUGCCAUCACGUUUAGUCUCGUGGUCGAAGCAAAUUGCACACGGCAUGCAAUAUCUGCACUCACAUAAAAUCAUACAUCGUGAUUUGAAGAGUCCCAAUAUACUGAUUGGCCAUCAAGAGAUAGUGAAGAUCAGUGAUUUUGGUACAAGCAAAGAGUGGAAUGAGAAGAGCACGAAAAUGAGCUUCGCUGGUACCGUAGCUUGGAUGGCACCUGAGGUGAUACGUAACGAGCCGUGCUCGGAGAAGGUCGACAUCUGGUCGUAUGGUGUUGUACUGUGGGAAAUGUUAACAUGUGAAAUACCGUACAAAGAUGUCGACUCGUCAGCCAUAAUUUGGGGUGUGGGCAAUAACUCAUUGAAACUACCGAUACCGUCCAGUUGCCCAGAGGGUUUCAAAUUAUUGGUAAAUUUAUGUUGGCAUACUAAACCGCGAAAUCGUCCCUCGUUCGGGCAAAUAUUAACGCAUUUGGAGAUAGCCGGUCCGGAGCUUUUGCGUAAAACCGACAACGGCUAUUUCGAGGCACAGCAAUCCUGGAAUGAGGAAGUGCGUAUGCAUUUCAAGGAAAUCUCACAAAAUGGCACCAGCAUACAUAAAUAUGAACAGGACUUGAUCAGACGGCGCACGGCUGAGUGGCAGCAUGCGCAGGACAUACGGCUGGUCUACGAGGAUAAGUUGGAGAAGACAAAUCGACUGUACUUAGAAUUAAGUGAAUGCAUGACACAACUACAGGAAAAAGAAAAGGAGAUCGCUAUGCGCGAAAAGCAACUGCCAGGUUACAAACCCUCGAGACGUUUGGGCAGCACGCUACGAAAAAUACAAAAUUACCGCAGACGACUUAAUCCACCUAUUAAUAUACCAGGAAAUGCUCAAAAACAACAACAGUCGUCAUCACCUGACCCCGAAACAACGCCAGAGAGCCCACUGAAGGCAACACUCUACGCACAGGUUAUAAAUUUGAAUAAGACGAAAUCCUAUUGUGUGGCCACGCAGAAGCCGAAGAAGAGCAGACAUCGACGAGUUGGUUCCGGUGGUUUCGCCGCUGCACCCAAAUAUAGUCCAAGUCGAGACCGGCGAUAUCAAAGCGAACCGGAAAAUCGUAAGAAUGUUAAGUUGGUCGACACUGAAACUCAAACCGAUGUCAUGGAUAUUAGUGAAAUGGAUAUUAGUCCAAAUGCCUCCUGUGCAAUGCGUGAUAUCUCUAUGACACUUGCCAUGGAGUCUGGUUUGCCAUCCUAUGAAGUUUUAUAUCUAACAGAUCGCAUAAAGCAGCGCCAGUCGGCUCAACCACAAACCGCUAUGCAAUGUAGCCAACAGCCGCUACAUCAUCAAAAUGACCAACCACAACAGACAGAUGCAACGGCAUCGGCGCUUACCCCAACCAGUCUGAAUGGUAAUUCCAUGACACCGUUGGAUGUGACAUUCCAAGAUGCAUGCUCUAGUCCCGACCAAUUACUCGACGAUGUUAUCAAUAGCAACGAAAGACUUGACUUACCCGAUUAUUGUAGUUCCAAUGAGCACCUCGAUCGUCUUGGGGAAAAGGUGAUCAAGUUUAUCAAUGAAAAUCGACUGAGUAUACAGACUACAACCUCAAUCAGUAAUCAAGGUGAGCUGGCGACAACUCGUCUGCAACCGUCUGAUAAUGGCAAUGAGAACACGAACGAUGGCAAUGGCACAAGCAGACAUGAUUUAAGUCGCGAUGCCGCAUUGGAAAGAAUGACGCCGAGAACGAGUAGUGUGCGACGAAAACACCAGCACACAUUGGACAAGCCUGUGGCAGUGGAGGAACAAGCGUGCAACAAUGCGAAUGGUGAAUCCAACGAAGAUAUAUUCGAUGACAGUUGGUCGGAUGAGGAGGGUGAGGAUACCGACUACCAUUAUGGACUUAGACGCCGAAGCAUUGGACGUUUACCGAUUGGACGCGGCAUGCGUGCACGUCGCGGGUACAAAAUACCAAUCAUACCGAAAAUUCCAAUACACAAACGCAAUGUUACAGUCGUAUCGGAUGAAGAGAACACCUCCGAGUAUAGUCACUCACCGUCCAGCCAACAUUCUACGCUCGAAAGUAAUCCUGAUGAAGUACUCAAACAAAUGAAGGCAAACAAGAAGGCGAUCAACGCUGCGACCGCCACAACAGACAGCGAGGAGGAUGUCUCGUCGAGUAGCAGCAGCGAUGACGCUGACGAUCUCGAAACGCAGCAUGAGCGUAGACCAACUACAACAACAGCAACGGCUGCCACAGCAACACAACGACAAAGGCGCGAACAACGACAACAGCAAGCACAACAAAAAUAUGCAACAACAACCAGAGCAAUAAAUAUACCCGUUGCCGAGUCAUGUAAUGUCGGCCUAUCAAACGUGCCCAAACGCAGCGAUGUCAUCUCCAUACCAACAUACGAAGCGGACGGCGCAGUGGACAUGGUCUAAACUUGUAAGCGCCCAUCAACAACUACUAAACAGGCUCAGGAACUAUAACUACUCCACGCAUAGAUACAAAUGUAUAUUUACUUAUACUAUGUUGUAUGAGGCUAUAGUUCCAUUAAACACAUAAAAAGUAGCAUGUAAAAACAAAAACAAAAAAAAAACAUUAUAGGAAAACGAAAAACAAAUUAUAAACGCAAAACAAUUUCGCUUUAGUUCAAGUACAUACAUACAUAUGUAUCUCAGAAAAAAACUUUAAUGUCCUGUAUUUAAUAUUACAAACUACCAGUUUAUUAAGUAACCGUUAUGAUAAGUGUACAACAAACAAGUCAGACAUCUUGUCAUUAGUAAUUAGUCAUAAUAUGUAUAAUUACUUACAUAAUUACAUACAUUUACAAAGGAUUGCAUUAAAUUAAGUACCCAUUGCAUUGUAAUUAAGUGUUUAUUAUAUAAUAUUUAGUUUGAACGAUAAGCAAGUAAAUUGUAGUAUGUGCGCAUUAUUUAAAAACAUAUAUACUUAUAUACUACAUAUGAAAUUUCAAAUACCUACUGGUAUUUCAUUAAGAUUUCAAAGUUAUCGCAUGCUCAAUUUGCCAGAAAAGAAUGGUUGCAAAUCUCAUUUGAUCGACUGUUGAAGAUCAGGUCUUGUAUCGCUAGCUUUAUUAUUAUCAUUCAUGUUGUGAUAAAGAACCGUGAGAGCACAUACAAAUACUCACUUCACUAAUAGCGGCCAUACACAGGCACACAUGUGCGUUCGAUCGGUAUGUGUAAACAUGCGGUUUACUCGUGUAUGGGCUUGUUCGCGUACCGAUCCAUGUUCGCGAAAAUGUUUGAUUUUUUACGAUCGGUGCGCGAGCAUGUUUAUCGUGUAUGGCGUUGUGAGCGCACAAAAUCUCAUUUCUCUCGUGUCGCCGAGCAGUGAAGAUCGCGGACAAUUGCAAGUGUUAAGGGGAGAGACUGCUUUAGAGGCAUCAAAAAAUCGAUUUUUUUGAGGAUUUUUUUGGGAGGGAAAGAAAUAAUUGAUUUAAGCGAAAUUUCUAGGCUUUAUAGUCAUAUAUUCGAACAUCUUUCACAAAUUUUUUGAAUACGAAAUCUUUGAUAUUCUGCCUUUAGGAAGCAAUUACCCGAUGCAUCUCGCAUAUACAUUUAUCAGGAACAAAAAAUUCAAAGAGAUUCAUGUUUUUUAAUAACUUAUCUUCUAGUUAAACUAAGAAAAUUCCAAAAAAAAAUUUACUUUAUUUUGUUUAAAAAUAUGUUCAAACUUGACUUUUCCUAGUUUUUUUUUGCCCGCCAAUUAAAAUAAUCGUAAAAAUAAAAAACCGAGAAAUCGCGCUUUUCGCUUUUUUCCCAAGCGCUCAUGUAUGUAUCUGUUUGACGCUCGGACACUAUUUCCCUUCUAGCUUCGACAAUAUUUAGAGUUCCAAUCUAUAACUUUGUUUGUUAGAUAAUUUUUAAAGAGAUUUAAGCGAUUGUUUGAAGCUUCUAAAGCAGGCUCUCCCCUUAAUAAAGAUUUCGUAUCUGAAUUUAUUGAUCUUAUAAAAAAUUAAUUCGCAAUUUGGCAAACGAAAAGUGAUACAUAUAAAAAUAAUAUUGAGAAAAAUAAAAGUUGGAAUAACUUAUUAACGAAAUACAAAGAAAUAGAUAAAAGUGCUACAUUAGAAAUAAAUUCGAAGAAAUGUUCCGCUUGCCUGUCGCACAUGUUAACUGUGUGAAGAACGAACGCAAAAUGGAUUUGUGUGUCGUGUAUGGGCAAACGAAUUCACACAGAUCGAACGCACAUGUGUGCCCGUCUAUGUCCUCUUUAAGGCAAAAGUAUUUAUUAUAUUACCGUAGUAUCCAUAGGACCCGUUAGUUACGAAAUUUGUAUUAAAUUGUCUCAUUUCUAUCAGGAUCUUGAAAACCGAACUUUAGAUAACCAGAAAUUCCUAAUGUACAAUGAUAUAUAUGUAAAAAAUGAAAAGAUUUACUGAUGAGCAUUUGUUUUGUGUUAAGAAAAAACAGUUUUAGUUGUGAAAAAAAUGAUCAAAAAACUGAUUUCUUUCAUUACAUUUACAUACUGUUCAUUUUAUUAAAUAUUUUUCAAGCUUUGACCCAUUCGAGAGUUCGCACAUUUUCUGCUAGCGAGAAAUCGAAAACAACAAUGAUAAAUCAGGACAAUACAUAUUUCGAUCAUUUUUUGCUGAAUAUAAUUAGUAAAAAUAGCAUUAUUUUCAAGUUUUCUAAUGGUAGAUUAUUUGGAAUAAGAGAUAUUCGGCGUAAAUCGAAAGAAAGGAAAACUAAAAAAAUCUGUGUAAAAAAAUACAGGGGUAUGCGGAUUACAUUUAUAGUAUAUAAUGUGUUUAUUGAAGGUCGCUUCAAACAGUUGUACCAAAUUCAGUAGGCCCCUGGUAACUAAUGGCGAUCUUCGUUCGCAACGAUUUAAUAUUUCUUUCUUGCAUAUGAGUUUUCUCUUCUUCACUUUUAAGUAAAUAAUUAAUAAAGCAAUUUUUGCGUAAAAUACCGUUACAAAAGAGAAAAAAACCUUUAAGCUAAAUUUGAUGCAAAGUUCAACCUUCAAGCUAUAGUAAUUUUCAAUUUACGUGUGCUACUACGAAUCCAAAUAAGACAUAACGCCUCUCAAAGUAUAGUAGGCCUACUUUGAAAC
Bactrocera dorsalis (oriental fruit fly) is the source of this 7567-nucleotide messenger RNA. RefSeq names its product mitogen-activated protein kinase kinase kinase 13-B (gene wnd). The record is from RefSeq and is a predicted model, not a curated record. Gene Ontology annotation, biological process: protein autophosphorylation. Gene Ontology annotation, molecular function: JUN kinase kinase kinase activity; ATP binding. Lineage: Eukaryota; Metazoa; Arthropoda; Insecta; Diptera; Tephritidae. Bases 1882 to 4929 code for a protein of 1015 amino acids. The transcript has 7 exons.